GUUACAGAAUGGGUAGCAAGGAUAGGAAUUUCUGGUUAACUGAUAUAGGUGGCCGGUUUAGAGACUUGCAUAUUCUUGGUUGUAAAGCUGGUACCAGUGGAGAUGCUUUUAUGGCUAUGGUAAAGACUAGGUUGGUGAAUGAACAAGGUAUGAAUUCUACACUUGAACUGUUUUUAUUUAAUGAUGAAGAAGGGAAUGCAUGUGAUAAGUGUGAAUCAGAAGAAAUGUUUAUUUCAUUUUGGAACAAAGGGAAAGUAAAUAAAGAUAAUUUGGUCAGACUGUGGUUCACUCCAAUUAUACCUACUCCUUCAGUGAGAGAAUGGGGUUAUGUUUAUGAUGCUUCCAGUGUUAGUGGGGUAAGUGGUGUGACUAAUUAUAUCAGCCCAGUGAGGAAGAAAACUGUUAGUAAAAGGGUAGAGGUUAGGAGGAGUCCAAGACUUAAUAAGACUGCUACUGUUAGUGGGCUUAAAGAUAUGAAACCAACAAGACUUGAUUUUGAGCAUGAAGAGCAAGUGGAAUUGACACAAGCAUCUGUUGCUGACAACCAUGUUCAUGAAUCUCAAAGUAUUCCUACACAGUCAUCUGUUGCAGCCAACCAUGUACAGGGGUAUGAAGAUGACCAGGUGAAUUUGCCUAAUGUACAUCAAGAUGAGUGUCAUCCUGAUGACAAGCCUGACUUUCUCUUUAAGGACUAUGAUGAGGAAGAGGAUGGUGAAGAUGAAAGUGAGGAUGAGAGUGGAGAUGAUAGUGAAGAAGAAACACAAGAACAGAUGAAUUAUGAAGAUUGGGUUUCUAUGUGUGCUAGGGGUAUAGAUGUUGGUAAUGACCCUGAUGAUUGUAAUGAAGAUUUCAAUGUAGGUGGCUUUUAUGAAGAGCAGAGUGCACCAGUGAAUGCAUCUUCAGAUGAAGAUCUUCCCAGCCAAGAAGUCACUCAAGAGGAAGAAGCUAAGUGGGAAGAAGAUUUUGGUCAGCAUUUAAAUGAACCACAACGUCUAGAAAUGAUAAAUGAAGAUACUCCUGAGGUCACACCUGGUGAAAUAAGUACUGGUAUGGCUUUUGGAAGUAUGCAAGCUUAUAAGGAUCAUUUAAGAGAAUAUGCAGUGUUGAAACACAGGGAUUUUAAGGUGAAGAAAGGAGAUAAAAUCAGACACUAUUCUUACUGUGCUUACAGGGAUGCCCAAAAGUGUGCUUGGAUGGUGAAUGCAAGAAAGGUACCAGAGAAAGAUGAUAUGACAGUCACAGUCAGAGAAUGCAACAUAGAACACACUUGUAAAAAUCCCAAUGAAGACUACAGCAGAAAAUGCAAUGCAAAAUUUGUAGCUAAGUACUUGUUGAAGACGAUGGAUGUUGCUUCACCAGUGGAGAAGGCAGAUGAUAUAGCUAAGAAAAUCAUUAGACCUCAGUUGCAAACUGAAAUACCAAAAUGGGUUGCUCGUCAUGCAAGGAGAUUGGUGCUAGCAGAAAGGGAUGGAACAUUUGAGACUUGUUACAAAAAAACACCACAAUUGGUCAUAGCUGCUACCUCAUUGAACCCAAGGAGCAUAGGUCAUUUCAGCUGGUCCAGAGAUGAUAAAGAUAACAGAUUUGAGAGUCUCAUUUUGGCGUAUAAUGCACAGAUAAAAGGUUUUAUGAAUGGUUGUAGGAUGGUUAUUGGGUUAGAUGGAGCUCACCUAACUGGUAAGUUUGGUGGUGUGAUGCUUUCAGCAACAGGUAUAGAUGCUCAGAAUGGGGUAUUUCCUUUAUGUAUGAUGAUUUGUAUGGGUGAAACUGAAGAAAAUUGGUUUAUGAUGUUAAAAGAAAUGAGAAAAAGGAUACCAGAUAUGGCUGGACUGACCUUUAUUUCUGAUAGAAUGAAGGGAAUUCUUGAAUCAACUGGUAUCAACAUUCUACAUCCACACAGAUUGAGAGAUAAGGGAAGACCUUGUGUCAAGAGAAAGAAGUCUUGGUAUGAGAAGAACAAGCAGCCCAAAAGAGUAACAAAGUGCAGUGUAUGUAAAGGUCUUGAUCAUAACAUCCUUACCUGUCAAGGUCCUCCAGUUGGUUCUAAUCCAAAGAAGAAAGGAGUUAGAAUGGAAUGUUCUGUUAAUGGAGAUGAGUUUUGUAUUACUGCUGCACCAACAAAGAAGAUGAGGAAGGCCUUGUCUGCACCAACUACUGCAACAACAUCUGCAUCAAAGACUGCUACUGCUGAUGUACCACCAUUUUCAAAGGGUAAGGAAGCUGCUACUACACCAUCUUCUUCUACAGCUGGUUCCCAGAAAAAGUGUAAGGCAACUGCACCAUCCUCCUCCGCUGCAGUUGAUGUUGGAUCUAAAAGGAAGGUACCAUCUACUUCUUCUACACCUUCUAGUGCCUGUUUUAACCAGAUUUUUAAUGGUACUGUUAACAUUUCUAGCCAAACAAUCAACAUUACCGAACCAUCAUCAAAAAGGGUUAGAAAACCUAACUCCAAGUAUCAACAAUAG
This is a messenger RNA of Papaver somniferum (opium poppy), 2465 nucleotides long. RefSeq lists its product as uncharacterized. Lineage: Eukaryota; Viridiplantae; Streptophyta; Magnoliopsida; Ranunculales; Papaveraceae. Bases 9 to 2465 code for a protein of 818 amino acids. The transcript has 3 exons. The record is from RefSeq and is a predicted model, not a curated record.